AUGCAAGAUGCUUCGGAUACGGAGAAUGAUCUGAAGCGCAAAUUGCUGACUCGGGGAUAUCGUGACAGGCCUUCCACAAGCUCGUCAAGAACAGCGCGUACUACAGUCCGUGGACUAACCAGCUGUCUCACAAACAGCCGCUUCCAGACCAAGUACAAGCGCAGAAGAGAGGGAAAGACCGACUACUAUGCCCGUAAGCGAUUGAUCACCCAGGCCAAGAACAAGUACAAUGCUCCCAAGUACCGUCUGGUCGUCCGCUUCACCAACCGCGACAUCAUCAUGCAGAUCGUCACCUCGGAGAUCUCUGGUGACAAGGUCUUCGCUGCUGCCUACUCUCACGAGUUGAAGGCCUACGGUAUCACCCACGGCCUCACCAACUGGGCUGCUGCCUACGCCACUGGUCUGCUCAUCGCCCGUCGUGUCCUCAAGAAGCUCGGUCUCGACGAGACCUUCACUGGUGUCGAGGAGGCUGAUGGAGAGUACACUCUCACUGAGGCUGCUGAGGAGGAUGGUGAGGAGCGCCGCCCUUUCAAGGCUUUCCUUGAUGUCGGUCUUGCCCGCACUUCCACUGGUGCCCGUGUCUUCGGUGCCAUGAAGGGCGCUUCCGACGGUGGUAUCUUCAUUCCUCACUCCGAGAACCGAUUCCCCGGUUACGACAUGGAGUCCGAGGAGCUCGAUGCCGAGACCCUCAAGAAGUACAUCUUCGGUGGUCACGUUGCUGAGUACAUGGAGACUCUUGCCGAUGAUGAUGAGGAGCGAUACAAGAGCCAGUUCGGUCAGUACCUCGAGGAUGAUAUCGAGGCCGAUGGUCUGGAGGACCUGUACACCGAGGCCCACGCUGCUAUCCGCGAAGACCCCUUCAAGAAGGCUGAGGGUGAGGGCCCCAAGAAGACCAAGGAGCAGUGGAAGGCCGAGAGCAAGAAGUACCAGACUCCCAAGUCUACCAAGGCUGAGAAGGAGGAGAGAGUCAAGGCCAAGAUCGCCGAGUUGCGUGACGCUUAA
Messenger RNA from Xylaria bambusicola, 1002 nucleotides. RefSeq names its product putative 60S ribosomal protein L5. The coding region runs from base 1 to 1002 and encodes 333 amino acids. Gene Ontology annotation, molecular function: 5S rRNA binding; structural constituent of ribosome. NCBI's taxonomy places the organism in Eukaryota, Fungi, Ascomycota, Sordariomycetes, Xylariales, Xylariaceae. The transcript is spliced from 2 exons. Gene Ontology annotation, biological process: translation; ribosomal large subunit assembly. The record is from RefSeq and is a predicted model, not a curated record. Gene Ontology annotation, cellular component: cytosolic large ribosomal subunit; ribosome.